This is a messenger RNA of Globicephala melas (long-finned pilot whale), 4457 nucleotides long. It is a transcript of the gene ACOX1, whose product is annotated as acyl-CoA oxidase 1. Gene Ontology annotation, molecular function: fatty acid binding; FAD binding. The record is from RefSeq and is a predicted model, not a curated record. Gene Ontology annotation, biological process: very long-chain fatty acid metabolic process; fatty acid beta-oxidation using acyl-CoA oxidase; lipid homeostasis. Lineage: Eukaryota; Metazoa; Chordata; Mammalia; Artiodactyla; Delphinidae. Gene Ontology annotation, cellular component: peroxisome.
UCUGGGCCUCCUGGCCUUGGGUUCCCUCUUUCCGCCCAGCGUGGCCACGUGACGAGGGAGGGGCGGGUUGCGGAGAACGCUUCGCUUUCCCCCCGGGGCAAUUUCUUGAUCUUCUUCCAGGGUCUCCUAGCUGGGCGCCGCUCAAAGGCUCCCCUGGCCGAAAACAGGGGACCCGCCCGCCCCGGCGCCGCCUCCGCCUCGGCCGCGCUCUGUCACGCGCGGAGGGGCCGCGGUGAAGGAGAAAGGGAGGGCCGGGGCGGGCCGAGGCGAACGGGGCGGGGACUCGCGGUGUCCUGGGGAGGCUCUUAGGGCUGGGCCCGCUCUGGAGGUGCGGACACUCGCUGUCGCUGCUGCCGCCGCCUCGGCCUCAACUGCCUCUGCUGGCCGUCACCAUGAACCAGGACCUGCAGAAGGAGCGGGCCGCCGCCAGCUUCAACCCGGAGCUGCUCACGCACGUCCUGGACGGCAGCCCCGAGAACACCCGGCGCCGUCGAGAGAUCGAGAACCUGAUUCUGAAAGACCCAGACUUCCAGCAUGAGGACUUGAAUUUCCUCAGUCGUAGCCAGCGUUACGAGGUGGCUGUUAGGAAGAGUGCUACCAUGGUGGAGAAGAUGAGGAAGUUUAACAUCGCAGACCCUGCUGAAAUCAUGUGGUUUAAAAAACUACAUUUGGUCAAUUUUGUGGAACCUGUGGGCCUCAAUUACUCCAUGUUUAUUCCUACCUUGCUGAAUCAGGGCACCACUGCUCAGCAAGAGAAAUGGCUGCUUUCAUCCAAAGGACUCGAGAUAAUUGGCACCUACGCCCAGACGGAAAUGGGCCACGGAACUCAUCUUCGAGGCUUGGAAACCACAGCCACUUAUGACCCUGAAACCCAGGAGUUCAUUCUUAAUAGUCCUACUGUGACCUCCAUCAAGUGGUGGCCUGGUGGGCUUGGAAAGACUUCAAAUCAUGCAAUAGUACUCGCCCAACUCAUCACUCAGGGGAAAUGCUAUGGAUUACAUGCCUUCAUUGUACCUAUUCGUGAACUUGGGACGCAUAAGCCUUUACCAGGUAUUACUGUUGGAGACAUUGGCCCCAAAUUUGGCUAUGAUGAGAUGGAUAACGGCUACCUGAAGAUGGACAAUUAUCGCAUUCCCAGGGAAAACAUGCUGAUGAAGCACGCUCAGGUGAAGCCUGAUGGCACAUACGUGAAACCCCUGAGUAACAAGCUGACCUACGGGACCAUGGUGUUUAUCAGGUCCUUCCUUGUGGGAGAAUCCGCUCGGUGUCUGUCUAAGGCAUGCACCAUUGCCAUCCGCUACAGUGCCGUGAGGCAUCAGUCUGAAAUCAAGCCAGGUGAACCAGAACCACAGAUUUUGGAUUAUCAAACCCAGCAGUAUAAACUCUUUCCCCUCCUGGCCACUGCCUAUGCCUUCCAGUUUGUAGGCGCAUACAUGAAAGAGACCUAUCAUCGGAUUAAUGAAGACAUCAGCCAAGGGGACCUGAGUGAGCUGCCUGAGCUUCACGCCCUCACUGCCGGGCUGAAGGCUUUCACGUCCUGGACGACUAACACUGGUAUUGAAGCAUGUCGGAUGGCUUGUGGCGGGCAUGGCUAUUCUCACUGCAGUGGACUUCCAAAUAUUUAUGUCAAUUUUACCCCAACCUGCACCUUCGAGGGAGAAAACACUGUCAUGAUGCUACAGACGGCCCGGUUCCUGAUGAAAAGUUAUGACCAGGUGCACUCAGGCAAGUUGGUGUGUGGCAUGGUGUCCUACUUGAAUGACCUGCCCAGCCAGCACAUCCAGCCACAGCAGGUGGCCGUCUGGCCAACCGUGGUGGAUAUCAACAGCCCUGACAGCCUGACAGAAGCGUACAAGCUUCGUGCGGCCAGAUUAGUAGAAAUUGCUGCGAAAAACCUUCAAGCUGAAGUGAUUCACAGAAAAAGCAAGGAGGUAGCAUGGAACCUAACUUCCGUUGACCUCGUUCAAGCAAGUGAGGCACAUUGCCACUAUGUGGCGGUUAAGCUCUUUUCAGAAAAACUCCUCCAAAUUCAAGAGAAAUCCAUCCAAGCCGUCUUAAGGAAUUUGUGUCUCUUGUAUUGUCUGUAUGGAAUCAGUCGGAACGCAGGGGAUUUUCUUCAGGGGAGCAUCAUGACAGAGUCUCAGAUCACCCAAGUGAACGAGCGCGUAAAGGAGUUACUGACUGUGAUUCGCCCUGACGCUGUUGCUCUGGUUGAUGCAUUUGAUUUUCAGGAUGUGACACUGGGCUCUGUGCUUGGCCGCUAUGAUGGGAAUGUGUACGAAAACUUGUUUGAAUGGGCCAAGAAAUCCCCACUGAACAACACAGAGGUCCAUGAAUCUUACUACAAGCACCUAAAGUCACUGCAGUCCAAGCUCUGAAGUGUCUUGAGGACAAGUUCAAUCUCCCGAAAGUAACUGUACUCUACUCCCCUUAUACCUGUCACACAAAUUCGUGUGGAAUCUGUAUCAAAUUUAGAAAAGCUAGAGCAAAUGAUAAAUUGACCCUUUUCUCUUUUUAUAAAUGAAAAAAAAAAAAGAACAGAUAUGAGAUUAAAGGAAAAAAACAGUUGUGUUUUACAAGUGCAAUUAACACUGAAAGAGACCUGUUAAGCAUUCAGAAAAAGCUUUAAGAAAUGCCGUGUGAUUUCCCUCUGUAACGCUGCUGAUCCCAGGAGGCCAGGACUUUUGAUAAUUCGUAGAAUUUAACUACUAAGUAGUUAAUUAUUUUCACAUCUUAAUUGCUAAUCACUGGAUAUGCAAGUGUUUUUAAGCAAAGGUAUUUUUUAAGUGGGGGUAGAACCCUUCCAAGCUUUCCUGCUAAUUGUCCUACCACUCCUGCCGUGGGCGCUGGCUAGAAAGCAGGACUGAAGAAGAGGGAUUGGGGAAAGAAACUAAUCAGGAAACUUGGGGGGUGUGUGUGUGUGUGUGUGUGCGUGCGUGCGUGCGUGCGUGCGCGCGCGUGUGUGUGUGCGUGUGCAUGCGUGCGUGCUUGAUACAUUGACAUAUUUCCUGCCUGCUUGCCCUCCUUUGCUGGUGUAUAGUUCCUGUCUACCUGUUCACAGUAGCAUUUUUCUAACACAGGGAUUUCUUCAGCACAGGCUGCUGCAGGGUCACUGCCCCAUGUGAUUAGGAGCUAAUCUUCCAUUGGAGGGUUUCCCCAAAUUGUUGCUCUUGUAGCAGUACAACUCCCUUCGUCCCGACUUCUUGGGCAAAGUUAUCUCUACAUAUAACUUUCGGCAACUGAUGGGACCUCCAAAUCAGUGGUUUUGAUCUCCCUCUCUCCCUCUCCCUCUCUCUCCCUCUCCUGAGAGAGAUGCAAAAAAAAGGAGAAAAGGAGAGUCACAUUUCCUUCUUAGUAGAAUAAGGGCAGGAAGAGCUAUCAGUUAUGGUUACUGUAACUUUGGUGACCAUAUUAACUAACUUUCCUGGAACAAUCCAGAUUCCCUCUAUUCUGUCACUUUGGUGCAAGCUGUUAAAAUGCUCGGUGGUUACAGUGUCUGGCCUCACAAAAAUAAAAGCACCACUUGCCGCCUCUUACACCCAGGAGUUGCACAGAGAGAUCCUUUGACAAACCACGUGUUCUGAUUUUUGGAUCAGAAAAUAUAAUCAUUGAAACUGUGGCUAAAGGAUAAAUGGAAGUUCCAUAGAAAAUCCGUUUCUUAUUGUAUAUCUGGCAUUAUUUUCAGUAUGUUUCUGGGAGCUUUUUCUGACUUGCUAAAUUGUCCUUUCAGCUGAAAUCUAAUUUAUACAAUCAUUCUAUAUUUAAAGGCUAAACAUGUAUCUCUUAAUGAAUUUUUUCUUAAAAUCAGUGUAAAACAAGUCACUUGAUUUUUUGUUUUUGUUAACUCUUUGUGACAUCUGCCUCAUGAAACCAGUUGUUCUAACAUCAGUCUUGAGAAUGUAGUAUGUAAUUCAGUGGAAAUGUAGUUCCUAUCUUGGGACCUGCCAUAAAAUCUAUCCCAAUGGAACGGGUAAUAGGAGAUAAGGUCCAGCAGAAGAAAUACUGUCAGUUGACACAAGCCGUAAUCUUUCCACCAGGAGCACUGAUUGGUCAUUGUGUUAAGACUGAAGUGAAAAAGCACUGUGUUAAUCUCAUUUGGGUGUAUCUUUGACUAGAUCAGAUUCUGGGAAAUAACAGAGAGUAAAUUCAAAUUCCUUAAUAUUGACCUGUUAAAUGUAGAAUAGUUUCCAAUUAGGGGUUAAAAAUCUUAUUCACAGAGGGAUAUCCAUAGUCAGGAUCUAAGGGUGUUUGAAAUGACACCCACCCAAUCCAGCUGCAUAGAUCUGGGAUCUAAGCAGGUUGGAACAGGUGGUGACUCUGCAGAGCCACCUUCAGUCCAGCACCUUGAGUUUCAUUUAAAAACAAUCUAAUAUUGACAGUAUUUUUAUUCGCAUUGGAAUGUUUUGUCUUGAACUUUGUCCUCUGUAAUUAAAGAAUAAAGAUAUCGUAAAACCUCA